AUGAAGGUAUUAAUUAUGUUUAUUUUUCUAACAUUUUUGAUUGGAUGGUGUAAAGAAGACCCCCAAAAUAGAGUAACAAAACUGAAUUUCAAAUCCGAUAUUGAUGACCCCAUGACUAUCGCAGUUGAAUUAGGUGCAAUUGAACAACUACUGAUUGUAAUAGCUGAUUUAUCUCGGAUAGAUGAAUCAACAGCUGUACAAUAUUAUGAUUUUAGGGCACUUUUGGAAAGACACCUACCAAGAUUUAUCCCAUUACAGUUAGUGGAUGAAAAUGUUAUACAGAAGUAUAAUCAAAUGUCUAGCUUGACUGAACGUUCUGACAGCACAAAGAUAAAUGGACCUCAUGAAAGCUUUAACAGGAAUACCUACCGUCCUCCUUCAAUGAUUUCACCUAACAACUAUAGCAAAGACAACAGGUUCACAAAUGGGUUAGGAU
Molecule: messenger RNA, 436 nt
Organism: Ogataea philodendri
Lineage: Eukaryota; Fungi; Ascomycota; Pichiomycetes; Pichiales; Pichiaceae
Exons: 1
Cellular component (GO): nuclear pore
Source: RefSeq, a predicted model, not a curated record